UCUUGUUUCUCACAGAGGGCGUCACACACACAGCCACUGAAGUCACGUCAAUGCACAAUGAACGCAACGCUCUGAAGUGUCCAGGGAUGGUUAAUUUGGAAGACACAUUUCUGUAGUGUUUCCUAAGUUUCGGAUACAAAGGAACUUUCCUCAAUAUCUGUGAUUGUCAUUUAAAUCGCCAUCAUGGGUGAUGUGAUUUCUACCAACCUGGACGAAGGCAAGCGGGAGAUGAUUACAGCCCGCACCAGUGCUGUGAUGGCAGAGUUUGAGAGGUUUUAUGAGCAGCAGUACGCCGUGGCUUUGUUCAACAGUGUGCGCUUUGAGAUUGAAGGAGGAGGCAAUAUCCAGACACAGCUACUACAUAGAAAGGACCCUCUGAAGAACAAGUCCAUCUUCUCCGGAGGUCUGUUUCAGUAUCUGGAAGAGAGCAAGAAAUGGAGAAGUCGCUUUUUGUACGUGGGAGACUCCUACAACAUCAGCUUGUAUGAGAGCAAAGCGGCACAUGAUCGAGGUCUACACUCCAAAGGGGUCAUUAACUGUGCCGGUUACAGAGCCCUAACCUCUAUGGAGGAAUACCUGGGGCUUCUCAACAAUAGCCUGAGUGAUGCAAAGGCCAAAGUGGCUAGUGCCCCAUUUCUGAAGUGCCCCACACAAUUUCCCAUCAUCUUGUGGCAUCCAUAUGCUCGUCAUCACUACUUCUGCGUGAUGACAGAGAAAGAACAGACAAAGUGGCAUGCCGUCUUCCAGGACUGUGUGAGACACACCAACAACGGACUGUCAGAAGAGUGCAAGGUGUCGACACCGGCUUUCACGGAUGCCCUACGACUCUACAGGCAGUUCAAGGGUCACUACGGCACCUGGGACUUGAUGUGUGGAGACCAAGCACAGAUUCUUGCUAACCUGGUGAUGGAGACUUUGCACCCUGAACUGAGGAAUCUGAUCGUACCUCGGCUGAAAGGAAAACUACAACAGCGACAGAAGGACUGGAUGCUGAUUUCAGAUGCAAUAUACAGACAGGUGUUGUCACAAACACGAACUCAACACAAAGCUCUGGUUCAGAUAUGUGAGGUGGAGCGCCCCCGUCUGGACGCUGCUUUACGUACAGAUAUGGACCAAAUCAUCACGUCCAAAGAGCACGUUUCCGGAAAGAUCCGCGCAUUGGUGUCACCCCGUGUUGAACAGCUAGUGAGGAGCAAGGUUCAGCCCUACAUCCACUCCAUCCUGGAGGCCCUCAUGGAGCCCACAAGCAGAGGGUUCUCUGAAGUGAGGGACAUCCUGUUCCGUGAGCUGGUGGAGGUCAGCAAGAACUCGAUGAACGACAGCAGCAAGGAGAAACUGGGAGAGCAUAUGGACAAGAUCUCCAUGUUGGCCUUCCAUCCGGUGAAGAUGCAGAGUUGUUAUGAGAAGAUGGAGACGUUGAACCUGGAAGGCCUCCAGCAGAGAUGUGACGUGUCCAGCCCUUCUGUGUUCAUCCAGAGAGCUCAGAUCCUCAUGAGACAGCAAAUGGACGACGCAGUGCACACAUUUGAGCAGUUGGUCCAUCAGAGUCUAGACGGUCACAGUGGGGAGGAUCUCUGCAAGAUAAUCCAGCGCUGUCAGGACCGAGUACUCAAAAAAUUUGACUAUGACAGCAGCACAGUGAGGAAGAAGUUCUUCAGAGAGGCUUUGCUUCAAAUCAUCAUACCAUACAUGCUGAAACAGCUUUCCCCGUCCUGUUCCACGGAUCUGCCCAAGUUCCAGGAGCUCAUCUUUGAGGACUUCUCUAGAUUCAUACUAGUAGAGAACAUCUUUGAGGAAGUGGUCCUGCAGUCAGUCUCCAAGGACAUCAUGAUGGCUGUGAAGGAAGCUGCGGUCCAGCGAAGGCACAACCUGUACAGAGACAGCAUGGUACUGACCAACAGUGACCUCAACCUGCACCUGCUAGGAGAGAACACCAUUGACUGGGCUGAUCAUUUCGGAGGAGUAAAAGGGGAGAAGCAAGGAGGCGAAGUGGCCAACAGGAAACGCAAACAAAUAGUCUCCAUGAUCCACCUGGACGGCAUGCCUUUGCCUUACGAGUCCUGCCAGGAAGUGCCGGGAGUGGACGGCAUCCCAGAGGAGACCGAAGGGCAGAUGGAGCAAGAUCUUGCAACAGAAAAGCCUUUGAACCCAGUGGAGCAUGUGCCCAUCAAGAAAGAACCAGGUUCUCCAGACAGCAUCAAUGAUAUUCGAGACCUCAUAAACCCUGUGCUGGAAGUUGUCAUCCCUGCUGAAAAAGAUAGCUCGCAAUUGACCAACGGGAUGUUUCCUUUGGAAGAGGGUGAUGAGGUGAAGCACAUCAUCUCAGUAAUGGAGACGGUGCCUAAGGUUGACGGAGAAUUAAAUACAAUGAGAAGCGAACAGACUUCAGAAGAGCAACAGUGUGUGUCCGCCAUUGAGAGCGCCAUUCAACAGAUCGAGAUCGCCAUCCAGGAAGACCCCGGCGAUCACCUGAGCGAAGGCGCCAUUGACUCUGAUGGGGAAUUUGCUCAAACCUCUACCAACUCUAGCCCUCAUCACCAUGAUGACAGUGGGUUUCAGUCUCCGGCCAAUGAGAAUGUAGAAGAAGUAGAGCCACAGCCACUCACAGGUGACGAGGUGGUGGACGCAGAACAGGUGGUGUUAACUCUGGUGGAGGGAGUGAAAACUCCUAGCGUGGAUUUUGACGUCAAAGCUCCUUGUGACGCUUCAGAAAAGAAAGCGGAAAUUGAAACCACAGCAGAUAGAUGCUUGCUUUGAGUGAGAUUUACAUGAAAACAUUUUUUAUAAACUGAAAGUGUUUGCUGAGGUACUUCUGUUUGUUUUCCAUCAGCAACGCUUAUGGUUGAUAUUUCAGCCUUGUUGGCGUUUAAUUUUUAUUUUAUUUUAGUUCUUUUAUUUUCUAUUCUUACAGUUAAUUUAGACAUUUUGGGGAUGUUUAUCAACGAGAAAUGUGUAUAUAUAUUGAAUAUUUUCAUAUAUACACAGAUUUAUGCCAAUUAUUUUAUGUUUUAUGUAACUCAUGACUCCCACACAAAUUAUGUGGUAGAGGUUUCAAAAAAACUGACUCCGUAUCAAAAACAAGUUCCAUUUCCUGUUCCUGUGCUCACUUCUUAGACUGCAGUUGGGUUGCGGGUGAUGUUAACCAGCAUGCCUUCACCCCUUGACAUCAGCGAGGUGGUUAGUAUUAUCUCAGAACUAAUGCAAAUGUAGUCCCUCGGAUCUGGCAAAUUAAAGCGGAUGCUCAAAAGUACAGUGAUAUUUUAUUUGGGCCAUCUUAAGAUUUUUGUUGCUGUUGUUUUCCGUUAACUGUGGAAUAUAUUUAAACACUAAUACCUGUAUUAAUGCAGCAUAAUUAAGCACUUAUGCAAUAACUAUGCAGAUUAAUUCAAAUAAAUUAAAGCUUGCUUCUUAA
Messenger RNA from Megalobrama amblycephala (Wuchang bream), 3412 nucleotides. RefSeq names its product niban apoptosis regulator 2a (gene niban2a). Lineage: Eukaryota; Metazoa; Chordata; Actinopteri; Cypriniformes; Xenocyprididae. Bases 184 to 2757 code for a protein of 857 amino acids. The record is from RefSeq and is a predicted model, not a curated record. The transcript has 14 exons.